This is a messenger RNA of Colletotrichum lupini, 834 nucleotides long. RefSeq lists its product as uncharacterized. The record is from RefSeq and is a predicted model, not a curated record. Lineage: Eukaryota; Fungi; Ascomycota; Sordariomycetes; Glomerellales; Glomerellaceae. The transcript is spliced from 5 exons. The coding region runs from base 1 to 834 and encodes 277 amino acids.
AUGGAUAGAGUGACGAACCGAGCCCCGGUCGACAGGCUCAGUGUAACCCUCUCCGCCGUGAACCAAACCGAGCUUCCCAUUUCAUCAGUCCGUCCCCAUCUUGCAUCGCUAUCGCUCGUCACUGGUGUCCAUCGCGUCUGCGGCGUGCCGGGACAGCCUCUGGAGACUGGAGUCUGCAGCAGCUCGCACAGGGAUCGUCAGGCGCAGCGUCCAUCCUCGGCUCCAGCAAUGUCUUUCCGUUCCCUGAUAUCCACUGGCCCCAAAGCCACUUGGCUCAUGUUUUUUUCUCAGGAGUCGCCCGGUGCUGCCGUCGACAUCAGACCAGCGGCGUCUCGUAUCGUCUCCGAACCCAUCGUCAGUCUGAUUCAUUGUCCCACACUUUGCACAUACCACGUACAGAAGUGCAGAGAGACGUACGUGGGCUACGCUACGCCGCGAUACGAGUCGUCUGGUGUCUGCCAACUUCAGAUGCCCCGCGAUGGUGCCGCACUCGGUGACUUUCGCGCCAUCCACACAUGCAAGACUCUUGGUGAUCAGUCAGACCAUGGGGGUUUCUCGUCCAAUUGCCUCCAUCCUCGCAUCGUUGGCUGCUGGGAGGGGAAGGGGGAGCUGACUGUCGAUUACGAACCCACUGCCGGUCCGGUCAGCUUUGCAGGCAUGGUGUCGUGUCUCAAGGGAGCUGAUAAGACUAUUUUUGCUUUUGGCUUGCCUCUCCCGUCAAUAGAGCCUCAUUAUCACUCCCUCUGCGUCUCUUCGUCGCGCCUGAAUCUGGUGUGGAACACGUCAAACGGCGAGGUGCAACUGUACAACGUGUGGGCUCACGCAUCCGUCUGA